Fraxinus pennsylvanica is the source of this 489-nucleotide messenger RNA. The record is from the annotation of a GenBank genome assembly. Lineage: Eukaryota; Viridiplantae; Streptophyta; Magnoliopsida; Lamiales; Oleaceae.
AUGAAAUUUGGGAAGGAGUUCGAGAAGCAAAAAGUUCCGGAGUGGACAAAAGCCUAUGUAGUCUAUAAUAGACUAAAACGAAUAUUACAAGAGAUACGCCGAAUCAAACAAAGUAAUCUACCUCCAGCCCCACUGAGAGACUCUCAACAAAGAUCAAUACGAUGCAGAACCAUCAAUGGUUUAAACUUAGAAGCAUGCAAUAUACAGAAUCCAGAGGACAUUGAGAAACCAGUAAUAACUGUUGAUACAAUAGAAAGUUAUACAACACCAGUAAAUACCUUCUACAAGGACAAGGUCGAGGAAGUAGCGAGGGAAGCAGCUUUGCUCAAUACACAAAUGGAUGCUUUGAUUGCAUUAAGGAUCAAGGUGAUGAAUCUAGGUUUUCAUGGAUCUAGUUCCCUGAGACGUCUUUCCACAGAUAUUGACAAUUUGCCCCCCUCGAAGGUUACAUCUCCAAAAAGAGCCAAGACUAACAACUCAUCAUUUUGA